This is a messenger RNA of Exophiala viscosa, 1057 nucleotides long. RefSeq lists its product as uncharacterized. The coding region runs from base 314 to 820 and encodes 168 amino acids. Lineage: Eukaryota; Fungi; Ascomycota; Eurotiomycetes; Chaetothyriales; Herpotrichiellaceae. The record is from RefSeq and is a predicted model, not a curated record. The transcript has 2 exons.
GCCUCAUGGUGCUAUGGGGUUCUACCCAAUCCACCACUCUUCGUUCUCCGGUGAGAGACGGUCCGGUACGAACGAGAAGAAAAGUCACACAAGGAGUGAAUAGCCGAACGUCCAGAUGUGAGUGUAACCAUUGUUUACAAAUGUCACCUACAGGUGAAAGUGAGUUUCAGCAAAGCAACGCCUUGCUACUGUGAUCGUUCGUAACACAAGACACAAAUCCAUUCUUCUCUAUUUCAAGGACGGUCGCGUCCAUCAUUCAUCAACGUCGUUCUCGUUGUCGCGCGAAGAGACCAGUGCGUUGUCCACCUUCAAAAUGGACCACUUCCUCACCAGCACGCGCGCUCAGAAGAACGUUAUCCUCACGAAUGGAGUCCUUCGUUUCGCUCAAAUUGUUGUCGGUAUCGUCACUCUCGGUCUAUACGCUCAGCAAAUCGGAUAUUGGUUGAAUCAUGGCAUCCCAGGCAGAGUCGCUUAUGAGAUCGCCUGCGGCAUUCUCGCAAUCGUCAGCGGCAUCAUUCUCUGCAUCUUCCCAUUCAUCUUAUCCUACCGCCCGGUCGCCUUCGCUGCUGUCUGGGACGUCAUCAUGUUCGUCCUGUACAGCGUUGCGUUGGGCCUCAUGAGAGCCGUCUUCGGCGAUCACAUCAACUCGAAGGGUGGAUACGAAGUCUCGGAUGACAAGACCUUCAAUGACCAGGUUCACAAGAUGAGGGGCAAUCUUUGGGUCAAUCUGGCUGGUAUGAUACUGUUCUUGGUUUCGGCUAUCAUGGGAACCGUUCUCAUCAUCACUGGACGUGUGGUCGGCCGCAAGAGCAUCGUUUGAGACUGACGGGCUCCAAGCAAGUAUUGCUUGACGAGUACCCCAUUGCAGUCGAGGAGAAUACCAUGAUCAACAACGAGCUGAGAUAGCAUUGGAAUUGGAGGCCUUCAUGGGAAGAAGGAGCGAUGGAUUAGCUUUUGGGAGCGUUAUGCGCCACGUUGGUGACACGAUAGUUCAGCCUUGCGCAGCCUCGUCAUUGACGUCUGUUUACCCCAAUCGCGAUGGCAUCCUUCCCGCAAC